CCCCAGGCCGCUCUCUCUCAGCUCUCCACUGUCCUCGUUGCUCUGCGCCGGCGCUGGGGUGGAAGGGGAAGGGGCUGUCAGGCCGGGCCGGGGCAGCAGUCGAGGGGUCCCCGCCCCUUCACGCACUGAGAUGAGGAAACUGAGGCCCAGGGAGGUUAAGCAUCAGAGAUAGUGUUUGACUCCAGAGACACUGCCCUUUCCCCUCAUCCAAGGUGAUGUGUGCUAUGACUAGUCUCAGAUUGCCCAUCCGUGCUUUAAGAAAACCGAAUGUCUGGAUAGGACCCUGGGGGACAUCUCUUGCACAUAAACCCUGUACCUCUUGGAGUCAGUACAUAAAUUCUGCUAGUUAUCAGUUAAACACAUCAAACUAUAGAACAUUAUUCUUCUGUGGCAUUUCCUCUGUGAAACUCCCAGGGCUUUUAAUAUCCCCAGAAUGCAUUUCACUCUUUUCUAUAAGACUCAAAAGCAACACAGGGUCUAAAAAGACCAGUAAAAAAGCUUUGCAGAAAGUAGAAGAUGAUGACGAUGAUUCUGAUGAAGAUCGGGGAGAGAUGAGUGAGCAGGAAGAUGAAUUUGAAGAUGACCCCAAUGUAGUAAAAGACUAUAAGGAUCUGGAGAAAGUCGUCCCUUCUUUUCGGUAUGAUGUCAUCUUGAAAACAGGGCUGGAUCUUGCAAGAAAUAAAAUAGAAGAUGCAUUCUAUAAAGGUGAACUCAGAUUGAAUGGAGAAAAAUUGUGGAAGAAAAGCAGAACGGUGAGUUGUUGAAACUUAAGUUGACAUUGAAAUACAUUUGUCAGAGAUACUGCCAGUCCUGAGCUGAUGCCGCUCCUUCCCUCAUCCCAAAUCCAUUCAUUCCCCUGGUAGGAACAUGAGUACUCAAAGCAUAGCCAGGGCCAGUGGCCCUUAAGAGAUUUUGGUGGGAAUGAGAGACAAAGAUCAUAUUAAAGAAUUUUAUUCUUCAGCAGUUUCAGUGGUCAUUUUAAUGAUUCAUCUCUUUUUUUCUAUAGUAUUGGAAGUCAAAGUCAGAAACUAGGAAGAUCCAUUGACUAAACCCUUGAGUUUUCUUUGCUUCUUCCACAGUAACACACCCUAAAUAGCAGUGGAGAUGGUUUUCAUUCGAGGGUUUCUUUGGCUUCACAUCAAAGAGCCAGUGUUCUCUUCAGUAGUCAGUUAAACAAAUGUCUCUUCCUAGCCCAGUGCUAGGUCCUGUAGGAAAUACAGAAUAAGCACGUGACAAGGCCUUUGCUGUCAGUGAACUUACAAUCAUUAGAACAGCACAAGGCAGCACCACAAUUGGGUUUGGCCAGAAAUGGUGCUGAUAAACAGUGCCUAUAGGAGUUUUGAGAAUUUAGCGAAAAAGGAUCCCUGUGGGCUGAAGUCCUUAAGGGUUCAGGAGGAAGUGAGACUUGAGAUGGACCUUGGAGGAGCAGGAGGUAUGGUUUAGAUGGAGGAUUCUGAGCCUGGCAUUUGGAAAUUUGUUGUUUUCUUAAAUUUAGGUAACUGUUCUAAUUAUUUUCCUUUGUAAUUCUAUGUAUUGUAUUUUAUUUCAUUUAGUAAAAACCUUUAUUGUAAGAAGAGUUCUGUCAACUUCACCAGAUUGACUGCUAAAGAGGUUCAUGACAUGGAAAUGGUUAAAGACCCCAGGUUCAGACAGAGAGAGGGAAGAAAAUAGAAAAGAGUGUGGGGUAGGUGAAGGACAGUAAGGAGACAUUGGACUUUGUUAGUAUUAUUGAAGUAAAAACUUUAAAAAAAUUAAACAUGUUUAGUGGAUA
This is a messenger RNA of Phascolarctos cinereus (koala), 1771 nucleotides long. Its product is annotated as mitochondrial transcription rescue factor 1-like. Gene Ontology annotation, cellular component: mitochondrion. Gene Ontology annotation, molecular function: RNA binding. The record is from RefSeq and is a predicted model, not a curated record. Lineage: Eukaryota; Metazoa; Chordata; Mammalia; Diprotodontia; Phascolarctidae. Gene Ontology annotation, biological process: regulation of mitochondrial transcription.